Pseudomassariella vexata is the source of this 4015-nucleotide messenger RNA. RefSeq lists its product as uncharacterized. The coding region runs from base 288 to 3959 and encodes 1223 amino acids. NCBI's taxonomy places the organism in Eukaryota, Fungi, Ascomycota, Sordariomycetes, Amphisphaeriales, Pseudomassariaceae. Gene Ontology annotation, molecular function: poly(A) RNA polymerase activity; RNA binding. The record is from RefSeq and is a predicted model, not a curated record. The transcript is spliced from 2 exons. Gene Ontology annotation, cellular component: nucleus.
UGCCACCAUCCGCCGAGUGGACUCAGCUCCAGAAUUGUCUGGGUUCGAGCAUUGGUGAUCUUUUAUUGGUCCAAGUUGACUCUAAAUAGUAGCUGAAGAAGUCCAAGCGUUGGAGCUGUGCUCGAUUCUACUAUAAACCUCUGCAAUACCCGUCAAGUAUUGUCUUUCAUCAACUGUCACACCAGCCAAGCUCCUCUUUCUGUGAGCAGCAGAUUUCCCAGUUGACAUUUCAUCGUUAUUUCCACCACGUUUUCAACAACAGGACGGCUAUAUUUAUUUCCCCCAUUAUGGCGGCCGCGGAAGCUUCACCACGGACGAAGAGCGUCUCAUUCGGCUCACAUGACACAGCGUUAUGUAUAUUCCCCCCACGACACCUGUGGGGCUCGAUUGACAGGCUGCGGAUGCUGUAUGACAAGGCGUUCGAAAAGUGGCCGCCUCAUGUGAAUCUCAUCUAUCCCUUUGUGGGAGUGGAGAGCCUACCAGCAGCGUCAGAUUUAAUCAUCUCACACUUCCAAUCGAAAAGGGCCGCAGCGGACUAUGAGGAAUUGCGUGUCCGUCUAGACUGUGUAGGUGUAUUCCCUCAUCGACAGGACAACACCAUUUCCAUCUGUGAAAAAGAGGAGGAGAACCAGACAAUGCUGGAAGAAACGAGGAAGGGCAUUAUGGAGGCUUUAGGACAAAAGCCAACCCCUUGUCGCAUGCAUAUGACCCUGGGCCAAAGCCAAGAUCACAACUCCUUCCCGCACAAAUCUCUCUUACACAAGGCGUCUUUGCUGCCUGCCAUUGAAUGGGAGGUCAACGAGCUCUGCAUUUUGGUACGGGAGAGGACGCACAUCAACGACAACGCUUCGAGCGAGAUGAAACUUUGGGGAACGAUCGAGCUCAAGAACCUAAGUAUCUCUCGGAUCACGACACCCGUGGGGCUUUAUCCCGCGGACAAGGAGCAAAUACAUCGCCACAAUGACGACGAAAUGGGGACAGAAAGCUGUUCUCUGAGCUGGAGGCCGUACGUAUUCUCGAAUGAAUCUUUUCGCUUGUAUACGACGCCAGAUCAACGCAAACCAUCUCCGGAUUCACUGAAGUUGGCAAGCUACAAUGUGCUGGCUGAGUUCCAUCAUCCCCCUUCUCAAUCACGAUAUGCCCUCAUUCUCAAGAACCUGCAAGAACAUUCUGCGUUAUCAGAUGUUCUGGUUCUGCAGGAAGUUACCGACGACUUUUUGUGCUAUCUUCUGAGAGAUGGCAAUAUUCGAGGAUUAUAUCCCUUCGUAUCGAAUGGACCGCCUGAUCAGUCAGAUGUGGACCCGCUGCCUAGUCACUUGAAUGUGGUCGUGCUGAGCAAAUGGUCUUUUAGUUGGGAUUGGGUCUCCUUUCGACGACACAAGGGAUUCAUUGUGAUCAAAUUUGACGACAUUGGCAAGGCCGAAGGCGAUUCCUUCAUUCCCUUGAUCCUGGCAGCGGCGCAUCUUGCAUGUGGACUUACUGACGGCUCAGUCGCGGCGAAGAAGACGGAACUCCAGUCUAUUCUCAGCUAUCUGUCCAAUAAUUACCCACAGAAUCCAUGGGUACUGGCAGGCGACCUCAACAUUACCACGAGCGCCUACACAAUCGAAGCAGCGCUGAAGAAGAAGGCAAUCACACCACAAACAGCCAAGUAUCUUGUCGAUCUGGAGGAGAUGUUGACUGAGUCGGGACUGGAGGAUUCGUGGGUCGUAGCUCGACUUGACAAUCUCGACUCCACGGAGCUCGAAGAAAGCCGGCAACACCUCCAAGAGGCCUUCGAGGGUGAACAAGGGGCUACUUUCGACCCGACUGUAAACGAACUUGCCGCGAGGAUUGUUGGGAGUAGGUUCAACAACCGGCCACAGCGGUAUGAUAGGAUUUUGGUCAAGGCACCCGAUCUAUUCUUUGUGGGCGGCUUCAAUAUGUUUGGAUUCUCCCGUUGUGAAGAAGACGAAACUGCGCCAGAGAAUACUUAUGCCAGCGACCAUUGGGGGGUCAGGUGUUCGCUGAAGUGCACGGCUGGAACUUCGGAACUGGCAGAGGAAACGAGCAAGUUACUUGUUCCAGUGCACCUCAAAUCAGCUUCAGAAAGUCUCUCGGACAUGUCCAAUCUGAAGUCAUGUUUGGUUGAUUGCAAUGUCUUUCCUUCCAACGCCGAUAUUACGAAGGGGCAGCAAGCUCUCCAGAUACUGCAAGAUGCAAUCAUGGGGACUGACCGGGACAGAGCUGCUAGCCAAGCCCGGUCCAAGCUAUCCCUUGUCUUCGUACCAGUCGGUUCCUAUGGCCUUGGUGUAUGGACUUCCUCAUCUGACAUCGACUGUCUCUGCAUCGGCCCCGUCAGCUCCAAAACAUUUUUUUCUCUCGCCGUCCAACGACUCCGCAAGGCUGCUUCAAAGGGCGUCGGCAUCCGUGUCCUGCGCCGCGUCAACGCACAUUCGGGAAGCAUGCUUGAGCUCGAAAUUCAGGGUAUCAAGAUGGACCUGCAGUACUGUCCCUCAGCCUGGAUAGCCGAGACCUGGCCACAAGCCUUGCGAAUACCCGCCAACAACCCAGCAUGGAUCCUCCCGACCCAGAUUCUGUCGAAACUGAAGCCUACCCGCGACUUGCACUACCUGCGCCGCACUCUCCCUGACCUCGCAGCCUUUCGCAUUGUAUACCACCUGAUCAAGACGUGGGCCAAGCGUCGCGGCAUCUACGAAGCUCGGUUUGGGUACCUGGGCGGGAUCCACAUAUCGAUUAUGCUGUCUCGGGUCUGCAAGCUUCUCGCUCGCGACGCCAGGUCCGUUUCUGUGCCGGACAUCAUUUCGACGUUCUUCAACCAUUACGCCCAGUUCGACUGGAAAAAAGACAUGGUGUUCGAUCCUUUUUUCCAUAAGCGCCUUCGCUAUGUGAGGACGGCGAGGGAGCCCAUGAUUAUUCUCGGGAUUCACGCGCCAGGUUUGAAUGUGGCGCAUAGUGCCUCUUUGCCGUCUGUUAGGACUAUUAAUGAGGAAUUUCGACGAGCGGACAGGCUUCUGUCGGAUGAUGGGAUGACUUGGUCUCGAUUCCUUGGAGAUAUUGACAACUCGACUGCACAUAGGCUUGAAGAUGGAGCCUCCGACUUCUUGAAAGCCUACAAGAGCUACGUCAGGAUUGAUGUCCAAUUCUGGGGCACAUCCCUGGGAAAGGGAAGCCAAUUCGUCGGCUGGCUGGAGUCCAGGUGCGUCAUGCUGCUCGUCGAUCUCAACCGCCGACUUCCGAAAAUCCACGCCAGAAUCUGGCCUGUACGGUUCGUUGGCCAGGAAUCCUCCUCCUAUCAGGAAGAAAAGGAAUACCAAGGCUACUACCUCAUCGGCCUGGAUGAGUGGGAGACGGCCAAUGGCCAGGAAAUGACGAAGGACGACCUCAAACUCGCCCUCGGCUCGCUGCAGACCGUCUUGCAAAUUUUCGAGGGCCAGAUCCGGGGAGAUGAAAAAUACUUCGAUUCUAAAACGUCAUGGAUGAGCGCAUCAGUGGUCAAGCAAUCCGAGCUGGGUAGCCUACGACUUGACGGUCGGGAAUGGGGUGAAUACACUAUCGGCCAAGACGAGUCUGAAAGCGAUGAUGAUUCAGAUGAAGACCAUACCACUCGGGACGACGACAGUGAAGCAGAAACUUCAACGACCAAGAAUUCCAAGAAGGUCCCUAAGAAUGCAGUCAUCAGUCCGGUCUACGAAGGCAAGCUCCGAACGUCGGCAGAUGUGAUGAAUCGCCUGCGCUGGGAUCCCAGCUUGAAUAGUAGUGAUUACCUCGUAGGGUAUCUGGACCGGUUUUUGGGCGUGAAGGAGAGAUCGUUGGAUUCGUGGAAGACUGAGCAGUCGGACGAGGAGUUCAUCCCACAGCAUCGAAUACUCUAUUUCAAGCAACGUAGUGAUGGCGUGGUUGUUUGGGAUAGGAAGGCGAGGAGGGACGAUAUCUUUGGGAGUGGCGUGAAGGAUUGAAUGCAGGUUUAGUCGGUCCACCCAAUGUUCAUUAGUUACCUGUAGGGCGUUACGGG